AUGCUUGAGGCUCAGGUUCUGCACGCUAACUUGUGGAAGCGUCUCAUUGAAUGCAUUAACGGUCUUGUUAAUGAGGCGAACUUCGAUUGUAAUCCCGGUGGCCUCUCCAUUCAAGCUAUGGAUACGAGCCACGUUGCCCUCGUGCACAUGCUGCUUCGCGAUGAUUGCUUCACGAAGUACCAGUGUGAGCGCAACAGUGUCCUCGGGCUUAACCUCGCUUCCCUUUCCAAGGUGUUGAAGAUUGUGGAAGCAACUGAUAGCCUAACGCUCCGCCACGAAGAUGAUUCCGACGUUGUCACACUAACAUCGGAGAAUGGAGAGAGGUCUCGCAAGUGUGAGUAUCAACUCAAAUUGCUGGAGAUUGAGACUGAGGCUAUGGGUAUUCCUGAGAUGGAUUACAAAUCCAUUGUGACCCUAAGUUCCCAGGAAUUUGCCAAAAUCGUCCGCGACAUGACCGUUUUUGGUGAUACUGUCAACAUUGAGAUUCUCAAGGAGAGCGUUAAGUUCAGUUCGUGUGGCGAUGUGGGCGAAGGUUACGCGUUGCUGCGGGCGAGCCAUGCCCCAACAGUUGACCCCCGAUCAAAAGGUGAGUCGGAUGUCAAAACAGAAGAUGAAGAGGCUGACGCUUGCAGUGUCCGCACUCAUUCAGCAAAAGGGAAGGAUGGGCCACUGGGUAUUGGUGUUGAUGUCCGCACUAAUGAGCCUAUCACGCUGUCAUUCGCCCUGCGAUUCAUGAACAUAUUCGCAAAAGGGGCAACACUUAGUGACCGCGUGUCGCUCAAGUUCGCCAAGGAGAGUCCUUGUAUGGUGGAGUACAGCAUUGAUCAAGUUGGGUAUCUCCGUUACUAUCUUGCUCCAAAGGUGGACGACGCCGAGUAA
Trypanosoma brucei brucei TREU927 is the source of this 879-nucleotide messenger RNA. RefSeq names its product proliferative cell nuclear antigen. Gene Ontology annotation, cellular component: PCNA complex. Bases 1 to 879 code for a protein of 292 amino acids. Lineage: Eukaryota; Euglenozoa; Kinetoplastea; Trypanosomatida; Trypanosomatidae. Gene Ontology annotation, biological process: mismatch repair; regulation of DNA replication; leading strand elongation. The record is from RefSeq and is a predicted model, not a curated record. The transcript has a single exon. Gene Ontology annotation, molecular function: DNA polymerase processivity factor activity; DNA binding.